AAGGUCAUUCUGUUUUUCUUCUACCCAUUCUUUUCACCAUGGCUCGUCGACACAACAUCUUUCUUUUCCUUUGCAUUUUGCCGUUUGCUAACGCGCUCUACAAGCAAUGGAUUCCAGACACCAAUUAUGAUAAUGCUACCAACUGGGAUAAAGGCUCUGUGCCCUGCGGUAAUGACCAAGUGGUGUUUUCAGCUCAGCAGAAAGUAUCAGUGUAUGUAGAAACGGCUCACACUAUCACUGGAAUGAGCUUGCCAGUGGAUGGAGAACUGAUUCUGGCAUCUGGUGCUGGGUUUACUGUAAGAGAAGGUGGAGAUCCUGGUUGUGGAUCUGGGGUCACAGCAAACUUUAAAGACUCUGAAUCUCUGAAAUGGUUCGACCCAUCGCUGUGGGUGGCUGCGACCACUAUCGACGACCUGCACAGCGGUACAUAUCAGUUUUCAGUCCACGAGGAGAGUGUCCCGUGCCAGUAUGACGACGUGGUAUUUCGAGAGACUACCUCAUUCCGUGUGGACGUUUCAUCUGGUCAAGACGUGCCUGUGAAGAGUGUGUCUGUACUUGGGAAAAAGUUCACCAGCAACUCUGAGUUUUCUCAGUACCUGUCAUCUAAUUCUGGCAAGCUGCAGUUCCAUGGCUCCUCAUCCCUUAGAGUUGGUGGUUCAGGCUGUGAUGAUACCACGGGAUGCAUCUGUGAUAACUCUGGAAAUCGAGACAAGAUCUGUUCAAAUGUGAAAUGCGAUCCGUUGGAGUGCAAGAAACCCCUGCACCCGGUGGGACACUGCUGCAAUGUUUGCGGUGCCAUCGUGAACGUUCAGUUCUCUUCGAAGUUCAACUUCGAGUCGUAUCGUCAACGGCUGGAGCACCUCUUUCUCAUCCAGCACAAAUAUGAAUCUAUACAGAUGGCCUUGUCGAAAGUGUCAAAAGAGCAGAGGCUGCUGCGAGUGAUUCCUUUCGGAACCACUCAGGAGAUUCAGGUGUUGCUUCUGGACCAGAAAACAGGUCAGGAAGCCGGAAAGCUGGCUGAAGCUCUCGCUCGUGACGUGAUGCAGGAUGUGCACAACCAGGGCUUGAACAUCGGCAUCACCAGUGCAGAGUUCGAGGCGUCAUCAGGGGCGAGCAGCAGCGAAGCGGCUGGAAACAAUACAGGGGUAGUGGUGGGUGCAGUGCUGGGCUCCCUGCUUGGAGUGGGUUUACUUGCAGUUGUUGUUAUGCUUUACCAUCGUGGCAUUGUUAGGUUACCCAAAAUGCCUAGCAUCCCCUCAUUCAGCAAAUGGAAGAACAGUAGUGACAUUGGGGAGCUUGGUGGCCCCUUGGACCAUGGCUUUGACAACCCCAUUUUUGACAAACCGAAUAUGAUGCCUGAGGAACCAGGACUGUAUGGGACAGAGAUGGUGAACUCGAUAACUCUAACUCAGUCUGGAGUGCAUUUCGUAAAUCCUGCUUAUGACGAAACUGAUUUUAAUGCAUGAAAGGUUUAGUAUAAGCUAAUGUGAUGGGGGAUGUGAUGAUAUAAAUAAAAAUGCCUUAAGGUUAACAGCAUAAACAUCCUUGAUGAAUUAAUCACAAAAUGACAUUAAUUGAAAAAUUGCUGAGUUUCAUAUCACAUAAUCAUAUUCCUCCUAAUAAAACAUUAAAAGCAUGGUUAUCUGAGAUUUUGGAUAUGUUAUUUUUGCACUGCUCUUUUUAAUUCAGAGUUUAAAUUCAAUGAGUUUAACACAAACACGCAUCUGAUGAAUAAAUAAAUAAUACUACGUGCAAUUGUCAGUCUUCCCCACAUGAAGUUUGUUGUCAAAAUAUUCAGCUUUCAGAUAUCAAAGAAAUCUCUCCACGGUGACAAACAAGUACAGUAAUUAAACGUCAGAUUUGAAGGUUACAACUUCAAAGAGUAACGCUGGAUUCUUGGCGUCUUGUUAGAUAACAAGACUAACUCUGCUCACAACAAAGCCUUUAGGUUACACUUUAUUUUAAUAGUCCACUUUUGACAUUCUACUAACUAUAAGUAACUUUGCAACUACAUGUCAAUUCAUUCUGAUUAAUUUGCAACUACAUGUCUACUAACUCUCAGAGCAGACUUUAGGUUACGUUUAGGGUUAGUAAAAUAUGUUGACAUAUACUUGCAAAGUUUAGAAGAGUAUUAGAAGACAUUAAGCAGAGAGUCUACUAAUACUCUAAUGACUAGUUUUCAUGCAGUUGCAAAGUUACUUUCUGUUAGUAGAAUGUCUAUCAAAAAUAAAGUGUUACCAUCCUUUAUUAUUCACACUUUAUUGUUCAACAGUCAAAAAACUGUUUGUGCUUCUUGAGUUAUUAAACGUCUAGAUUUUUGUGAUUUUGGCUUUUUGAGUGGUUCCUGGUC
Messenger RNA from Labeo rohita (rohu), 2350 nucleotides. It is a transcript of the gene amn, whose product is annotated as amnion associated transmembrane protein. Lineage: Eukaryota; Metazoa; Chordata; Actinopteri; Cypriniformes; Cyprinidae. Gene Ontology annotation, biological process: receptor-mediated endocytosis; intracellular protein localization. The record is from RefSeq and is a predicted model, not a curated record. Bases 39 to 1466 code for a protein of 475 amino acids. The transcript has a single exon. Gene Ontology annotation, cellular component: apical plasma membrane; endocytic vesicle.